Candoia aspera is the source of this 10013-nucleotide messenger RNA. It is a transcript of the gene OSBPL3, whose product is annotated as oxysterol binding protein like 3. Gene Ontology annotation, molecular function: cholesterol binding. The transcript is spliced from 23 exons. The record is from RefSeq and is a predicted model, not a curated record. NCBI's taxonomy places the organism in Eukaryota, Metazoa, Chordata, Lepidosauria, Squamata, Candoiidae. Bases 264 to 2930 code for a protein of 888 amino acids. Gene Ontology annotation, cellular component: cytosol; intracellular membrane-bounded organelle; membrane.
UACUGCAUUGAGGGAAUCCAUAGAAAGACAAGGGGACAUCGAAGCAAGUAUUCAGAACUUUGAAAUGAGCCCGGAGCGAUCUGAGCAUGUCUGGGGCUGUUUCCUGCUUCUUAAUAAAAAAUUAAGGAAUUUCCGUUGAGCGCUAAGAAUGCUACUGGAAUGCAUCUGGAGAAGAAAUGACUCUGCUCUUUCUCAUCCAUUUCUUCCCAUCCGUCCCAUGCUGUUGUAAUUGAUCUGAUUCAGAAGAAUUUUCUUCUAAGAUCAUGACUGAAGAAAAGAAUCUGGGGGUGUCUCAGAAAGGCUUGUCACCUUCAAGAAGUACUAGCAGCUGUUCUUCCAAACAAGGAAGUAGGCAGGACAGCUGGGAAAUCAUAGAAGGGCUUCGUGGAGUCAUGAAUUACACACAGGAACCGCAGAAGCAGGAAGGCUACCUGCUGAAAAAAAGGAAAUGGCCUCUAAAAGGUUGGCACAAGAGGUGCUUCUUUCUGGACAAAGGGAUUUUGAAAUAUGCAAAGAACCCAACCGAUAUAGAGAAAGGGAAGCUGCAUGGAUGUAUAGAUGUUGGCCUUUCAGUGAUGUCUGUGAAGAAAUCAACUAAAUGUAUAGAUUUGGAUACUGAGGAACACAUUUAUCAUUUGAAGGCAAAAUCUCAGGAAGUCUUUGAUGAAUGGGUAGCAAAACUGCGUUAUCAUAGAAUGUAUCGUCAAAAUGAAAUUUCCAUGUUUCCAUAUGAUAUCAACAAUCAUUUCUUCUCAGCUUCAACCUCUAUUGCAGAUUCAGUAACUGGUCUUUUGGAAUCAACAGCAAACAAAAAGAGAGGCAGCAUGACACCGCAAAAUCCAGUGCAGGCGGGAAGUACUAUGUCAUUCUCUUGUUUAAACGAGUCAAAAAUUCCAAACUGUUUGCAGCCAUCUGAAGAUAUGGAAAGGUGCUCAAAAGACCUCUCCCAUUGCCAUAACUAUCUCUUGGAGAUGAGCCAGCUUUUACAAAGCAUGGAAGUCCUCCAUAGGACAUAUUCGGCACCUGCCAUAAAUAUUCAGCAAGGCCUCCUCUUUGAAAGUCCAAAGAAAGAAAAAAGAACACACAGAAGAUGGCGUUCCCGAGCUUUCGGUAAAGAUGCUAAAGGAAUGUUGCAGGUACCAGCUGUCCUUUCUGCUCCACUGAGGCUGCAUGCUUCGAAUCCUAAUUUAUCUACAUUAGAUUUUGGGGAUGAAAAGAUUUACUCAAAUGGUUCUGAGGUGACAUCAGAAUUUUCGAAACUGCAAGAGGACUUGUGUCACAUAGCACACAAAGUGUACUUUACCUUAAAGUCAGCUUUUAGUACGAUAUCAACAGAGAGAGAGAAGCUGAAGCAGAUGUUUGAACAUGAUUCAGUCUCAUCUCCAUCUGCUCAAAUAAUUGGACUGAAGAAUGCCUUAUCAUCUGCCAUAGCACAAAAUACAGAUCUUAAAGACCGGUUAUGCAGAAUACAUGCCGAAUCUAUGCUCCUUGAUUCAGCUGCUAAUGCAAAAUCCAGCCCUGAUUUUAUAAAGGAAAUUUCUGAAAAUCAAAACAGGGGUCUUGUUCACCAGCUAUCCAAUGAAAGCAGACUAUCAAUAACAGAUUCACUCACCGAAUUUUUUGAUGCCCAGGAAGUCCUGCUGUCUGCCAGUUCUUCAGAAAACGAGGUGUCUGAUGAUGAUUCAUAUGCCAGUGAUAUAAGUGAUAAUGUUUCUGAAGACAACCUAAGUAAUGACAUAGAGAAUGAAAGGCAAAUGCUUGAUUGUGUCCCAGAUGGUAAUGUGGAAUGCCAUUCAAGGCGGAGGACACGUCUACCAGCUCCAUGCCCCAAUACGAGCAACAUCAGCCUCUGGAACAUUCUACGGAAUAAUAUAGGAAAAGAUCUCUCCAAGGUGUCCAUGCCGGUUGGGCUGAAUGAACCUCUGAAUGCUUUGCAGAAGCUCUGUGAGGAACUGGAGUAUAGUGAAUUGUUGGAUAAAGCAGCAUGUACACCUAAUCUCUUUGAAAGGAUGGUUUAUGUGGCUGCUUUUGCGGUCUCUGCCUAUGCAUCUAGCUACUACAGAGCUGGAAGCAAGCCAUUCAAUCCUGUGCUUGGAGAAACCUAUGAAUGUAUUCAUGAAGAAAAGGGUUUCCAUUUUUUUUCUGAACAGGUCAGUCAUCACCCAGCUAUAUCUGCAUGUCAUGCUGAAUCUGAUAACUUUGUAUUUUGGCAAGAUAUCAGAUGGAAAAACAAAUUCUGGGGAAAAUCCAUCGAAAUAGUACCAAUUGGUACAACACAUGUAAUUUUGCCAGGUUUUAGGGACCAUUAUGAAUGGAAUAAAGUAACAUCUUGCAUUCAUAAUAUUUUAAACGGACAGCGAUGGAUAGAACACUACGGAGAGAUCAUAAUCAAGAAUCUGAAUGAUGAUAGCUGUUACUGCAAACUUAUUUUUGUAAAGACUAGUUAUUGGAAUCGCAGUGUUCAUGAGAUUGAAGGCAGUGUUUUCGACAAAAAUGGAAAAGUAGUACAUCGGCUUUUUGGAAAAUGGCACGAAAAUAUUUAUUGCGGAACACCAUCUUCAGCAAACUGCAUCUGGAGAGCAAAUCCAAUGCCUAAAGACUAUGAACAAUGGUAUGGUUUCACACAAUUUGCAUUAGAAUUAAAUGAAUUGGACCCUAUCACUAGACCACUGUUACCACCGACUGAUACCCGAUUUAGGCCAGACCAAAGGUUCUUAGAAGAAGGAAAUAUUGAAGAUGCAGAAAUAGAAAAACAAAGAAUUGAAGAGCUACAGAGAAAGCGACGGAAAGUUCUAGAAGAAAGCAAUGUAGAACAUCAUCCUAGAUUUUUCAGGAAAUCUGCAGAUGACUCCUGGGUAAGCAACGGAACUUACAUGGAACUUAGAAAAAACCCUGGAUUUUCCAUGCUGGAUAAUCCUGUGCUGUGGUGAAAAACGGACAAGAGAAGAGGACAUUUAACAAUUGUUUCCUGUUCAUAAGGAAGAAAAUGCUGCAUAUCAUUUUGAUCUUCUAGACUAUUACUUGAGAUUUUUGGCAUGUAUAUUUACUUCAUUCUGUUUCUCUUCUAUUUCAAAAGUAAUUAAUCUCUUUCCAGAUUUACAAAAACUCUUAUUUUCAUUAUGUAUAAAUAAGUGAUUAUUGAAUGUUAUUUUUGAAUGGAGACAAAAGAGAGAUAAACACUAUUUUUCCAAAGGACAAUGCAAGAAAGAUUUAAUGCCUUAUAAAGUUGUGUGACAGAUAUUAUCAGUCAGCAGCAUUUAGCUGUACAAACACAAGCAAAUAGCUGACACUGAUCCCUCAGCAGGGCAGUAAGCCACCAAAGCUAUUGUGUAUUUAUUACGUCUCUUGCCUAAGAUUCUGUUUCAAACACUGGACUAUUUUUUUAACAGAUUCAGUAACUUAAUAUUGUAUCUGAUUUUUUUUUUUAAACUAUUCUAAGAAAUUAUGUAAGUGGUAGUAGUAUUGGCAAUUAAUUCUACUGCCUUACUAAAAGGAUAAAGAAUUUUGGGAAGUUCUCUUAUGACUUGGUGAAAUGAACUGAAAACUGUUGAAGAAUUAAAGGCUUUAGCAGGACCUGCACAGGAGAGGUUCCAACUAAAUUGUGUCCCAAAUUUUUAUCAUAGGAUAUAUAUGGAUAAAGCUGUAUAGGAAGCCUGUGCAAAUCCUUUGAAGUAGAAUGAAGCACCUCUUUUCAGACCUUUAGAGCAGUUGUGUCUUUUUUCCUUCUGGGCUUGUGUGGCUGCUUCGAGAAGUUGCUCCAAGCUACCUUCAUUGGUGCAUGGAUGCACAGCCACUUUCACUUCACAUGGAGGGAGCCAUGCAAGUCUGGAAAAAGGCAUGGCUGCUUUAGUGAUUUCUAAAGGGAUGCUUUGUACAUACUCCUGUCCCUUCUGAAGCACAUUCUUAAAACCCCACAAGCACAAAAAAACGCCCCCCCCCCAUUUAAUCCCAUUCCCCUGGUCUCUUUAUACUGCCAGACAGACUCCUGUGACUCUCCGGAGGGGCAGGAGUUGAAGUAUAACCCUGAUCUCUCAAAUGAUGCUUGUCUAACCUAGAACAUGGAUAAAAACAACCACAUGAAGAGAGAUACUGUUUAGUCUUUAACCUGAGCUAAACAUUGAUGGAAGUUUUUUGGUUCACUCUGUAGACUUAUUUCGUUAAAAAGUAACUAAGGCAAUAUAAAAAUCCUUCAUUUUAACCAUUUGCAAAGUAGCAAUUAUGUUAAAAGACUAUUUUUUUCUAAAACAAUAUUUUGGUACUUUCUACCUCUUCUAAGCAGCUUAUUUAAUACCUUGUAUUUUUUGUUUAAAAAAGCUGACCAUCUGCCUUAGAUAAAUGCUUGAAAACUAUGAUCUUCCUUCAACUUUAGUAUUCAGUAAUUAUUUGUGUUGUACUAAGCAGUUAUAUGUUUUCCAGUAUCUUUGUUUAUAUUGUAAUAUUUUCAUUAGCAGACUUAACCAGGAUCUGAAAUAGACAAAAAUAGCACUUUGGAAUAAAGUUGACAACCUUUAGUUUAUUAAAUUACAGUUUUAUUAUAGUAUCAUACACUUUCUUACAAAAAUUACUGUCUGGACACAUACUUGUUUUAUGAGCUUUCACAUUUUGUAGCCUACAAACCAAGGAAUAAUGUUGGUAUACAGUGUUGAAUACUUUCUUCUUCAUUGGCAAAACAUUUGAUUUCUUUAUUACGAAGUGCAUAUAUGGAAGUUAAAUCCAUUAAUUUCAAAUGAUACACAUGAAAUUACUGCGCUGCCCCAAACCAUUUCUAUGAAACACACAACUCAGUGCAACUAUCUCAGCCUUUUAUUUGGAGAUACUUUUUCCAAUAAAUUGGGAAACUAAUGCAUAUUUGUCUGCUGAAGCAGAUUUAAUUGAUGAUGGUUAUUCAUACAAAGCAAAUUAUUUGGUUUGAAUCAGGACAUUAGGAGGGUUUCUCACAUUGAUAUUUAUUAUACAUGUGGAUCAAAACCUAAAAACAACAGCCAGCUCAUUCUAGAUCACAUAAUGAGGCCUACAAUUGAGCCAAGUCACUACAUGGUACAGCAUUUAACUUUGGUAAAACAAUUUCAUCAAUUCAUUUUCAGCAUGAAAUGGCAAAGCAGAAGAGUUACUUCUCUUUCUCCCCAUUCACAACACCUUUUCUGUUAGAUUUUAAAGCUGGCAUAGACAAAGACAAUGCCUCUGGACCCAACAAAUGCAGUGCUACACCUGCUGUAACCUGAGAAUUUUGUAAUCUUGAUGUGGCUGACUGCCAGUACACAGAUCACUUGGGCUUCUGGAACAAACAUCUCCUUUUCCCCUUUCUACCAGGAAAGCAUUUGUAUCUCACUAAAUCUCCCUUAAAUGGCUGUCCAAGAAGCUAAGUUAGGAUUGUUCUGCCUAACAUCACACACACACACACACAGACCUACCUACCUGCCCUCAUUCAUUCAUUCAUUCAUUCAUUCACCCUUUUUACAUUAAUAUAGAAAGUAUUUUAACAAUAUCUUGACUUUCAGUUCUCUAUUUCAUAUUAUAUGAUUAUGAUGCUUUUUUUAAGUGAUUAAAAUUCCAUGCAGCAUUCUUGGGAUUAGUGCUUCUAAAAGCUAUCAAUCAUCAUGAUUUUUUUUUCAAGUUUCCAAACAACUUUCUUCAGUUAUUUGGACAAGCUCACUGCAUACAUUUCAUAAAUAUUUUCUUUAGUUUAUAUCAUUUCCAUAUUCUGUUCAGCUAAGAAUGACUGACUUAAUUUUGCCUUCUACAUUCAAGAACUGAUUUGGGAGCAGGUCUGCUGCUGUCCUUGGAAACAAUUGCUUGCUUGCUUGCUUUCCUGUUUUGUACUUUAUGCCAUCCAAGCACAGUUUUUAAAAUUUAAUGUAGCUUUUAAACUGAAUACAUUAAUGUUACAUGAGUCAGGAACUUACCACAAUGCAUACAUCAAGUAGUUGUAUUCUGGAAUAGAAAUGUUGUAAUCCACAAUACAAAAAAGGGAAACUGAUGUAUUUGUUGCUUUUUUAAAAAAAACCCACAUAGGCAAGGUUUCAUUGUGUUUGUCAGCAUCCUAAAUAAUUUCAGUAUUUACUUAGUUUCUUAUAAACAGAAUGGGGAAAUGUGUGCUACUAGCUAGAGUCAGAAGCAGUGGUUUGCUCUUGAUUUCCAAAUCCAAUUUAUGGAGAAACAAGCCAGGAAUUUUGAACUGGGUAUCACAAUAAACAAAAUAUGGAAGGAUCUUUGGCAGUUUGUUUAGCAACUCUCAUUGGCUACAGGAGCCAAGCAGGAUCAAUUAAGCAGCAUGCACUAGCUCAUUUACAAGAAACCCUAAUUCUGAAAAAUUCUGGUUUACUUUGAUGUGCAUCCUCCAGUAAAUUACCCAUUAUAUCAAUUAAUUUAGCUUUAUCACAGUGACGUAGAACUCUAAUUUGAGUCUUUAUGCAUACUGAUUAGUUCUCUACAAAAAUCAGAAGGUCUCUCUUCCAAAGGAAGGUAGAACAUAUGAAAUAAGGCUCAUUCACACAUUUUGUGAUCCUUCCAAAUAUUUAUAGUGGUAAGAACAUAACUAGUGCAAAUGAAGGUUAAAAAUAUGUUAAAUCAUCACCAUAAUACUGUGAAUAUUAGCUCUUCAGCUUUUACAAGAGGAAUAUUUAAACACUGUGGUACAAGAGCAUGCAUACAGCCUCUGCUCAUACUCCUAAAGUUCAAAUGGUCCAGCUCUGUGUUCUGAAUAAUCAGGUUUUUAAUGGCAAUUCCUAAAGAAUGUAAUUUGUGUGCAUCAAGAGGGAGGAAAGUGCUCUGGCAGUUGCUGAUGAUGAUAACUCAUAUAUUAGAAAUGAUACUGAGUACAUAUACGGGUGGAAGGUUUGCCUAGUAUCUGACAGUUCUGCACUGAGAUAAUUAACAAUUCUCUUUUUGAUGGCAGUCAUCCAGAUAAUCUUGUAACACUGGUAUAGAAAUAAUUCAUGCACAAAUCCAGUUUCAGACUAAAUGUGUUCAACUACUUACUGGCUGUAAACUACACCAGGAAUGGAGAAUCCAUGUCCCCAUAUUCUCUAAGGGUCUGCAGGCUACACACAUCCAUGUGGCUUGGGGGACAUAGGUUGCCCAUCCAUGUUGUUGUGAUAACCAAUUGCAUUGUUUUUUAAAGAAUAUGAUGUAAUAGUUUAUCUAAAACUUAAAAUGUGUGAAAACAAAAUGUAUCCUCAUAUAAUACCAUGCAAAUACUUGAAACAUAUUAAUACAGUAUUUUCAAAAGGAAAAAUUAGUUCCAAAAUAUGAAGAACUGAAAAUUUGAUUUUAUUUUAAAAUUAUGAGACGUUACAAUAUAAAAUAAGAGGUCCAUUGGAUUCUCAGUUUUCUGAAGUUCAGAAAUUUUGAAGUAGAACGUUUGGGAUAUAAUAUGCAUUUUGGUGCAGUAAUUUAAUAUUCAAAAAAAUUGAGUUCAGAACGUUUUAUCACUGGGCCCACUUUGAAAAAAAAAUCUUAGAGGAUAUAACUUACUUUCUUAACCCAGACCAUGAGUCUGCAAGCAGAAUUUAAGAUGUUUGAAGAAGUAUGCUCAGUGAGGCUCAUUUGGAAGAAUAUAAUUGUUCUGUGUUUGGAGGUAACUAGUUGACAUAUCUAAAUUUAUAAAACUCUACAAAAUUAGUUCACUUGAAAUUUAGAAAUAGUUUCAUGUUCCAACAUUUUGUCAACUUCAGUAUUUUAGCCAUUACAGUAUUUAUUAUGUGCAUUUUAUACCCACUGCCCAUGAUUCCUACAUUUGAUGCUGUUGCCCAUUACUUGUGAUUGAGUUUGUAGUUAGUCAACUCUUUUAUAACUCCCCAUUCCAUUCUCUAAAAUAAAUGUUAAUAAAUAAUUGUUUAAACUAAGGAGCUGGAUUAAAAGCAUAAAACAGCACAACCUUGCAAAAACAAAAUAAGGCUCUGGGUGGUGGUAACCCAAGCUUAAGUUUUUUUAGAUCAUGCCAAAUGGCAGGUCCAGAUAUAGUUUAUUUUACCAAACAUGUCUUUCUCUCCUUUCUCCACUGGUCCUUUUAGCCAAUCAUUUCUGAAAUAUAGUACACAUAGGGACAUUCCUACAUUUGCUGCCAGAGGCCCCCCUAUCACUCUUAUGUCACUAUCAACAACUUGGUGCUGGCGUGCAACAAAUAGAGAAAAAUUCCAGUUUCUCUGCAGCCAUUGGAAAGUAGCUUUUCCUUCAACUGUACAUCCACAUUGGAGGUAAAUGCACUUGUGCAUUCUCUACCCUACACUUUGCUGCUUUAUUACAGAGAAUGCUUACCAUGCUUCCUAUCUCCUUGGUUAUUGUUUAGCCAACAUUAACUCCAUUUCCGAAAACACCAUUCAUGAGAACAAUGUGCAGCAAAAGCAGACUAGAUGUACAGUUUCUUAGGAAUGACUUGCAGCUUGCCCAGGCUAUGAUAUGACAGGGUUCACUCUGUUUUCCAAAAAUGAUUGCAGUGCACCCAAAAUUAAUGUAACAAAAUGCAUAGUUCUGAAUCCUAACUACAAGACCAGUGCUGCAGAUAAUACACAGUAAUAUAUUUGUAGAUACUUGCUUCAUUUUCAUUAUUUUUCCUGUUGUGUAGGGCACAGGACAACUAUAAAUUGGAAAUUAUGUGCAAUUCUUUUUUCUAAAAUUUCAUCACCUUUUGCUAGCUACUUUCAAGGCUGUUUCAGAUGACAAUAGCAUGUAUUUCCUUUUCUGGAAGUAAACCUUAAUGAAAUAGGAUUUAUUUUGAAAUAAAUAUGUAUAGGAAUGCACAAAUAGCAAUAACCUUUUAUUCCCGUUAAAGGUUAAAAGUACAGUAGUGCUCCACUGUAAAAGUCAAUAUUCACUGUUGAUUUUCUAAGUAUCAAAUUCUGUAUUAAUGUACAAUUUUGGAAUCUGAGUACUUUAUUAUUUUAGGGAUAGAAUUAUUUAAAAUUAAUUUUUAUUUAACAUAAUGGUUCCCACUUUAAAUUCCCUUUUGACUGCAGUGAGAAUAUUGCAUUUUUCUUAUAAAAUGGGGAUUAUUUGGAUGAAAUAAUUCUGUUGUACAUCAAAGUCAUUGGAUUUGUGCCUUGAUUUAAUCACAGCUGAAUGAAACUCACUACAGUCAGUGGAAAUUAGAUUAGUCCUAACUAAGUUCCACUGAUUUCACUGAAUCAAACAGUUAAGUUUGAAUUCAUCUUGAUAGCAACUCUCAAAUUGUGCUUACUUCACCACAAGGUAUAUUCUGAACAAUAUCAGUUCUGCAUACAAGAUAAAAACUUCCGUUUGGAAUUGAUGGAAUGUUAAUAUAUUAGAUAUGUAAAAGGCCCUUGUAUUUUUACUUUAUCUAAAUAUUUAAUAUUGUAUUAAAUUACGUUAUAUGGUAUACAAACAUGAAGUGGGAUGUUCCAAUUUGGGUAAUAUAGUAAUGGAAGUUCUUGUAUUUUUUUUAAUCUUCUAUAAGAGUUUUAAAAAGUCAGCUGGGUGUGUGUGAAGAAGGUGGUAUGUGAUAAAAUCUGCUUCCAUUUUAAGACCUUAUAACUCAAGGAGAAAAAGAAUGUAAAUUAACUUUGUAUUUGUCAGUAGACCAUAAUGUGUAUGACUUUUUUCCUUAGGAAAAUUAUUUUCAACUUCUCAGAGAGCAAUAAAUCUAUUGUUCUUCCUUCCUAUUUAAUUGCCACGUUAAUACUUUUGUGAAUUUCUGUUUUUAGAAAUUUCACAGAAUCUCAUUUUUUAUUAGUGUGAAGUGUUCAUGAGAAGCCCUUACCUCCUUAAUUCUCAUAUAUUCAUGCAUGCUUGAUCCAUUCUAUUCCAAAUAUUUAAUUGUUCAAAUGAAUAUCAGUGUGUUGGUUUUUAUUGGGAAGGUAUUAACUUAAACCUGCUAAUGAACUACCUUGCCAUUAAAGAUAACCUCAUAUAAUUGCUGCACCGUGGAUUUUUUUUUUUAAGUUGCAGUGUUGUCUUCCGGGUUUUCUUAUUAUACAGUGAAAAAAAUCCUGAUCAUCUGACAAUAGAUUUUAUCUCUGUAACCAUGUCGACUGUUAAUAAAUAUUUAACAUCUCAAA